AUGGCAUCGCACGCUGAAUUCGGACUCAAAACCACGGCCACAGAGGUUGCCAAAGUGUUUUCUGAUCAGAUUAAAGGAUUGACCGGUACCUACCUACCUACCCGGCCCCCCCAUAGUCUCAUAACCGGCGUCAACCCCAAAGGCCUCGGCGGCGCCCUCGUCAGGGCAAUUGUAGAAUACAGUCCAGCCCGCAUAAUCAUAACUGGCAGAUCACAAGAGAAACUCGAUGAGAUCUCCAGCGACCUGAACGCCAGGUUCCCAGCGGUACUGAUCACAUCAACCGCCGUGGACCUGUCCUCGCUCCUCUCAGUCCGCAAAGCCGCCGUGAAGAUUAGCAAGGAGGUCGACGCCAUCGACGUCAUCCUCAACAACGCCGGCAUCAUGGCCGUCCCCGAGCGCGAGCUCAGCGAAAACGGCUUCGAACUCCACCUCGCCACGAACCACAUCGGCCACUUCCUCCUCACCAACCUACUCAUGGAUAAGAUUCGGCAGGCCGCCGCGCUGCGCCCGGGCUCCACGCGCAUCAUCAACGUGGCGUCCGACGCCUACCUGUUCACCCCCUUCCGGUUCCAGGACUACAAUUUCAACGGCAAGCCCGUCGCGGCGGACGAGGUGGGUACCGAAGACUGGCUGAAGCGAUUUGGGUAUCCGUUGGAGCCCAUUGCGGGGUACGAUUCGAUGAUUGCCUAUGGACAGUCGAAGACGGCGAAUUUGCUCUUUACGACGUAUCUGGCGAAACACCUUGCAAGCGAGGGGAUUGCUUCCUUCGCGCUGCAUCCAGGAGUGAUCCACACAGAGCUGGGACGAUAUAUGUCCCCAGAAAACUUCGGUGCCCUGGCCGAUGUCAUUCCACACUGGAAAACCACGGACGGAGGAGCUGCGACAUCAGUGGUUGCGGCGUUCGAUCCUGCGCUAAAAGCUCAUUCCGGCGGCUUUCUUAUGGAUUGUCAACUCAUAACUCCAACACCGUAUUCUACCGAUAUAGAGAAGGCGGAGAAGCUGUGGAAGCUGACGGAGAAGCUUGUGGGGCAGGAAUUCGCCCUGUGA
Messenger RNA from Blastomyces gilchristii SLH14081, 1047 nucleotides. Its product is annotated as short-chain dehydrogenase. The record is from RefSeq and is a predicted model, not a curated record. The transcript is spliced from 4 exons. Lineage: Eukaryota; Fungi; Ascomycota; Eurotiomycetes; Onygenales; Ajellomycetaceae. Bases 1 to 1047 code for a protein of 348 amino acids.